AUGAAAGAAUCUAUCUAUCAUCUAUCUAUCUAUCUAUCUAUCUAUCUAUCUAUCUCAAUAUAUUCACAUGUAUCUAUCUAUCUAUCUAUGUAUCUAUCUAUCUAUCUCAAUCUGUUCACAUCUAUCUAUCUAUCUAUCUAUCUAUCUAUCUAUCUAUCUAUCUCAAUAUGUUCACAUCUAUCUAUCUAUCUAUCUCAAUAUGUUCACGUCUAUUUAUCUAUCUAUCUAUCUCAGCCUGUUCAUAUCUAUCUAUCUAUCUAUCUAUCUAUCUAUCUAUCUAUCUAUCUAUCUAUCUAUCUCAGCCUGUUCGUAUCUAUCUAUCUAUCUAUCUAUCUAUCUAUCUAUCUAUCUAUUGAAUUAUCUCGUAAUUUAAUCCUAUUUCAUCGUCUGUCAUACUCUUUCUGUAUCUCCAUAGAAUUAUCUCGUAAUCAUCUGUGUUACUGUCUCUCACCAUCUCUUUUUAUAUUUCGAAUUAUCUGA
Messenger RNA from Acanthosepion pharaonis, 480 nucleotides. NCBI's taxonomy places the organism in Eukaryota, Metazoa, Mollusca, Cephalopoda, Sepiida, Sepiidae. The record is from the annotation of a GenBank genome assembly.